AUGACAUUGGAGCUUGAUAUCAAAGUGGAGGAGUUGAGCAUAAACCCAGAAAGUGGUUUGAAUCUUCCUUUAGAUUGGGAGAAACCGGUGAUUCCUGAGAAUUACAAUCAAAAUGGAAGCCAGGGUGUGAGAAAGGAAAUAGAUGAACAAUCUGCAAAGCUUAUUCUUCUUCUGAAUUUGAUAGAUGAAUAUGAAAGAAAUCUUGUAGGGAUAUGUGACAAACUGGAAGCAGGGUUUCUACAACUAUCUCGAGCCAAAUUUUACAACCCCAACAGAUUUGACUCUUCGUACUAUGAUUUGCGGGAAUUGAAAGCCCAAAGCCAGUUCAAGGAUGGGAAAUUGUCUAUGCAGGAAGCACCAAAACCUGGCUCCAAGUCAGAGGAAAAAGAAAAGGAAAAAGAGGCCGAAGUGUCAACGUUGAGGAAUAGACAUCAAAAAAGCUUAAAAACCGUUAAGGAGGAAAAGCUUGACGAAAAAUCGAAAAACUCCUCUUUCAAAGACCCCAUAAAAAUGUUUGGCGCUAUCCUUCCCGCUUCUCUGUAUGAAUCACAAGCUGCUUUCAAACAAGCUUUAAAACUCUUAGUGGAAAAGAAACGUCUAGUAGCUGAAAUGAGCGUACUUUUUGACAGGAUUGAAGAAAUAGAAAUGGAAAACGCAAAGGCAGAGUCGAAGGAUAAGGAUAAUGUCCAAGAGGAUGAUUCACCUAAAAAACACAAUGAGCAACAAACCAGUGUGUAG
Molecule: messenger RNA, 738 nt
Organism: Komagataella phaffii GS115
Lineage: Eukaryota; Fungi; Ascomycota; Pichiomycetes; Pichiales; Pichiaceae
Exons: 1
Coding region: 1-738 (245 amino acids)
Biological process (GO): vacuolar proton-transporting V-type ATPase complex assembly
Cellular component (GO): Vma12-Vma22 assembly complex; extrinsic component of endoplasmic reticulum membrane
Source: RefSeq, a predicted model, not a curated record